AUGUCAAAGAGACAAGCCGAGCUGCCUCUAGACGAGAACUAUCCCGGAUCGCCUGCGUCGAAAAAGGCACGUGUGGAGGAUGACAACGACGGCGAUUUGCCCAACGGGGGCGCGCCUGCGCAACAACCCAACGACCAGGAGAUGGGCGCAGUCGAGCGCAAUGGUGCAGGUACCACUACAGUUGGGGUGCUAGAGGACCAGGACCUGCAGGAUGGGGAGCAAGAUCUUUCAGAGUCCUCGGAUAUCGACGAAGAGGUCUCCGCCCUCAGUGCGCCCAAACGACAAGCUCAGCCCAUGGAAGGCUACGAUGACCUCUAUCUUGACACCGUCAACCGCCAGGUGUUGGAUUUUGAUUUUGAGAAGCUGUGCUCGGUCAGCCUCUCAAACAUUAAUGUGUAUGCCUGCCUCGUCUGUGGCAAAUAUUUCCAAGGUCGUGGACCCAAGUCGCACGCAUAUUUCCAUUCCCUCGAAGACAACCAUCAUGUUUACAUCAAUAUGGGAACGAAGAAGGUCUAUGUCUUGCCGGAGGGAUACGAGGUUAAGAGCAAAAGCUUAGAGGACAUAAAGUAUGUGGUUGAUCCAAUCUUCACAAAAUCGGAGGUGGUGAAGUUGGACAAGGAAGUCCAUGACGCCUGGGACCUCUCGGGGACUAGGUACCGACCAGGUUUUGUCGGUAUGAACAAUAUCAAAGCCAAUGACUACCUGAAUGUUGUCGUCCAACUUUUGGCGCAUGUCCAUCCCAUUCGAAACUUCUUCCUCCUUCACGAGUUCCCGACACCAGGUACUCCUGAACUCGCUCUUCGAUUUAGUACUCUUGUUCGCAAGCUCUGGAAUCCAAAGGCAUUCCGGUCCCAUGUCUCACCGCAUGAGCUGUUACAAGAGAUUGCAUUGCGGUCAUCGAAACGCUUUACCCUAACCCAGCAAUCCGACCCUGUGGAAUUCCUAUCUUGGUUCCUGAACAACCUUCACCUCUCUCUGGGUGGGUCAAAAAAGUCGUCUGCAACGCCCACGAGUGUCGUCCAAGCUGCUUUUCAGGGCCAGCUUCGCAUCGAAAGUCAGGCUAUCACCGCACACUCCGAUACACAAAAUGCCCGCCUGGUGUUCACAGAAUCCGGUGACAUCAAAAGCCAGGUUACGCCCUUCCAAAUCCUCACUCUCGACCUCCCACCAACUCCCCUCUUCCAAUCGGCCAAUCGAGAGUCUAUCAUUCCACAAGUCCCUCUGACCACUCUACUGAACAAGUAUAAUGGCCGAGAGGCUUCCGAAAAGAUGGCGCAUCGUGUCCGACACCGCCUCCUGCAUCCUCUUCCACCUUACCUCUUCUUCCAUAUCAAACGUUUCAGCAAGAACCGCUUCGUCAGCGAACGUAACCCUACUAUUGUUACGUUCCCCUCCCCACGCUCCCUCGACAUGUCUCCGUAUGUGGAGCCCAGCCCGUCUGUCUACCCACCUAGUGAGCCUAUUCUCUACGAUCUCGUCGCGAACAUCAUCCUCGACCCUUCUAUCGCCGCACCUGGUGCCACCGAAGAUGCAGCUGAUAAGGGUGUGAACGCUGCCUCCGGUGCAGGUGGCUCAUCGUCGGGGGCCGGCGCAGGCACUGAAAAGGUCUCUUGGCUCGUACAGUUGCACGAUAAAGCCGUGUCUGCAGAGAACGCGCGCCACACUGGCGGUGCGGAGCAGCAGCAACAACGCAAUUCGGAGUGGCUUGAGAUCCAGGACCUUUUCGUCAAGCGUGCUGAGAGCGAGACUUUGUUCACACGGGAGGGCUACCUUAUGGUUUGGGAGCGGAGAAAAGCCCCCGCGCCGAAGGCAAAGGGGAAAUCCAAGUAA
Molecule: messenger RNA, 1830 nt
Organism: Penicillium daleae
Lineage: Eukaryota; Fungi; Ascomycota; Eurotiomycetes; Eurotiales; Aspergillaceae
Product: ubiquitin carboxyl-terminal hydrolase family protein
Exons: 2
Coding region: 1-1830 (609 amino acids)
Biological process (GO): spliceosomal complex assembly; mRNA processing; protein deubiquitination
Molecular function (GO): zinc ion binding; cysteine-type deubiquitinase activity
Source: RefSeq, a predicted model, not a curated record